GUUAGCUUUAGCACUCGAUCGAGCACCGAUCCUGGGCCGUCGACCUGACCAUUCCGUCCCUCUUCUUGUACGCAGAGGCUAGGCUUGCCUCGCCUCCCAGCACGCUGGCGAAUGUCCAAUUACGAUUCUGACGACGCUUUCCCACGUUCUCCUGGUCUUAAACCCAUCCGUCCCAAGGCUACUCCCUCGCCCUCGCCGCCGCCAUUCAUCCCGCAGCAAAACCGCACAAUACCGUCUCCUGAGAACGUCAGUCCCUCCUCCCAGAAGAAGCGAAAGAAACCUAAUCGGCGCAAGACUCGUCCGAUCCAGGGAGACACCGUUCUGGUGAGUUUCAUGGACCCAAACCGGCCCGACAUAGCCCGGCUGGUCGGCGAACAAGCCCUCAACUCGGAUUCUGGCUCAGAGGCCGACGAGGAGGACAUGGAGGACAUCGUGAACCAGUCUCCUCCAGCCGAUUCUGCUCAUCAGACCGCUGGUACUCCUUCGGGUCUUGACUUGGUCGGCACAGCUCAAGCGGCGCUGCAGACUGCCGAUUCGAGGGGGCCGAAAGAUACGAGAACAUCCCCGCCACGGCGCGAACCCGUGAAAAGCGGCUCCGGGGAGUUUGCCGAGCCCCCAUUCCGUCCUAUGUCGGAAUCAGUAAAUGAGGCAUCGACACAGUAUCCAUCUGCAGGCGUGCUGACGAAUGGCGGGCAAGCCCAUGCGAAUGGGGCUGGCUCAGCCUCCGAUCGCAAAUUCGAGGCCACGUCGCCGAAGCUGACUGGGGAACGCCUAAGUCCACUUGCGAAUGGCUACCCCCACGAGGAUUCGCUUGCAACAUCCCCAAACCUCCGGGAGCUUACAAUCCCCCAAUCCAAGGGCUCACCCCGCCAGACACUGCCAGCACUGCAAAAUCCAAGCUCGCCGUCCCGGGACGGACCGAAUUCUCCUAACCACAAUCAGAAGCUACCCUCGUUUCGCCAGCUCAGCGAGCUUGCAGAGGCCGCCAGUAAUGAACAGCUGGAGGCGAGGGCGAAUGGCUAUCCUCAUCGCCAUUCCUUCUCUUCCACAGGUCAAUCGCCGACGCUGGUCAGUCGGCAUUACUCCACCAGCAGCAUCCAACGGUCGCCGCCCACUCCCUUUCCGCCUCUCAGCGCGACAUCUCCCAUUAGCGCGCACAGCGACAUCUCCUCCUCGCAAGAUCUAUUUUUGCGAUCAGGCCAAUCGCACCAGUACUUCUUUAACCGCAGGCCCUCUCAGGCGUCGGAUAAUGGGCCACCGUAUGGAUCGAAUCUGCCAUUGUCGGCCUCUACGGCUGACAGCUAUCCCAGCUCCGAUUCGUUUAGCCCUGGCUCAACGGACCACGGCCAUCGAAUGAGCAUUGAUGAAGCAGUCAAUAACCACCGAACGUUGCCGCCUCCGACGGGGCCACACAUCCAACACAUACCUCCACAUGGCGCUAGCGGGUUCAAGUGUGAUCAUCCCGGAUGUACUGCGCCUCCAUUUCAGACUCAGUAUUUGUUAAAUUCCCACGCAAACGUACACUCGCAAACUCGCCCACACUUUUGUCCAGUCCAUGGAUGCCCAAGAGCUGAGGGCGGCAAGGGCUUCAAACGAAAGAACGAGAUGAUACGGCAUGGUCUCGUGCAUGCCUCGCCUGGCUAUGUGUGUCCGUUUUGUCCUGACCGAGAGCACAAAUAUCCGCGGCCAGACAAUCUGCAACGACACGUAAGGGUACACCACGUCGAUAAAGAUAAAGACGACCCGCAAUUACGCGAAGUCCUCGCUCAACGACUCGAGGGUGGGAGUCGGGGUAGGAGGAGGAGGGCGGGAAGCGGGUGACAAACCAUUCUCGGCCUCCUCUCAUUCUUACAACUUCGCCAACAAGGGCCAUCCUACCGCCUCGCCACCUGUCGAUGCCUUGCUUUGCAUCUUCAUCUUUACGACUGAUGUCAGCGGACUAACUGUUUUCUACUGGAUACGUCAUCACAGUGCUGAUACCCCGUAACUACGUUUCUGUUUUUCACACUAGGGCCUUUUGUGAUACCUCUUCUUUUACGGCGUUAUAGCGA
Molecule: messenger RNA, 2051 nt
Organism: Mytilinidion resinicola
Lineage: Eukaryota; Fungi; Ascomycota; Dothideomycetes; Mytilinidiales; Mytilinidiaceae
Exons: 3
Coding region: 112-1821 (569 amino acids)
Source: RefSeq, a predicted model, not a curated record